UUUACACAGAAGACAUUUCUACUAGACCUAGGAUUGAUUUCGAAUUUUUACCUAUCGUGAUGUUUUAUUUCAACGUUUAUUCAUAGAUAUUACUCAACAAGGAACGAUGGUGUCGGCCAUUUUAUCAAGAAUUGUCAUAUUGGUGUGUGGGACACUGUAUCCAGCAUACGCUUCCUACAAGGCAAUCCGCACAAAAAACGUAAAGGAAUAUGUAAAAUGGAUGAUGUACUGGAUUGUAUUUGCCAUUUUCUUGUCUGUGGAAACGUUUUCUGACGUUCUUUUAUCAUGGCUGCCAUUUUAUUACGAGAUAAAGAUGAUAUUUGUGAUAUGGAUGUUGUCUCCAAUUACCAAAGGAUCCAGCUAUCUUUACAAGAAGUUUGUGCAUCCACACUUAGUGAAGAGAGAAAAGGAAAUAGAUGAAUACAUAUCCCAGGCAACAAAGCAGGGUUAUUCUACCUUACUGAACCUGGGUCAACGAGGCAUUUCCUACGCUACCAAUGUGGUGGUGAAAACUGCUAUAAAGGGUCAGUCUAGCCUUGUAGAUCAUGUACGUAAGAGUUAUAGCACCAAUGACCUGAGGGUCCCAGACGACUCUCAGAACAACGCCGGGGGAGCGUUAAUGGACAGCGAAGACGAAUUUGAAAUACAGGCUGAGAACAUUAAUGAUGAGCGACUUUCUGAAGACAACAGAGAGAUAGAGAGAAGGAAAGACAAGAGAAAAUUACACAGAAGCUCUAGUGAUGUCACAGAUAGCCGGUCUGUAAGGCCACAAAAAACUCCAGGUCUUUCCAAAUUGGAGGAAGAGGACGAAGACCAAUCCUCAUAUUCAGAAGAAGUGUAUUACACACAAAGCUACUAUAGCCCAAAGGAUCACAAGAGUGAUCCGUAUGGAACGUUACCUCGCACAAGAGCUAGAACAAGAUCCAAGCUUCAUCAAUGACAGCACCUCCAUGCUUCCCGCAUUCAACCAAGACAUGGUCAUGUAGUCACAAAAACAGAGUCGGUUGUAAACUGUCCGUCUCCCCACAGAUCAGUACUGUAACUAACAGCAAGAGGAAUAAUAUAGCCUGUCAAUUAUACUCGCCAUCACAGUUCUGUUCCCUACUGACUAUCAUUGGAUUUGGACUUUAAAUGAGUGUAGAUAAAAAAAGGCUUUUCUUACAGGAGAAAAAAUGUUAAUAAUACACACUACUAAAUAAGAGAAUUUCUUUUUCAUUCUCGUUAUAUAAAAAGAUUUAAAUGAAGUAUGAUUUGCUCCCUAAUUUUGUAUGAUAUCUGAAUUUAAUAUAGCCAGAAAAAGGUUAAUUAAUCAAGUAAGAUGUCGACAAGGAGAGAAAUGUUGUCUGCCUUUGAAGAAUGGAAAUGAUAUAGAAACAAGUGUGAAAAAUUAGUAUUGAGAUCAAAUACAGCCAUAAUACAAAUAUUGGUCAAAACUGUUUGAGACAGAAAUUGACUGUCUGAUGCAGUAAAUAAAAAAUAUGAUGUGCUCCAGUUACUCACCAGUUCGUGUCAUCUAACAUUGGUCAUCCCCACCACUGAACUGCUCAAUAUACUGAAGAAUUCCAACUCCAUCAGGCCCCAGGAUUGUGAGGCAGUCCGACUGAGUCAGUCCAGAUUUCAAAUGAUGAAAAAAUCAGUAUUCUUCAUUAAAUCAGUCUAGCUUUUGUGUAGAAUAGCCUUUUCAUGGAACUCAACUUAGUAUUAAAAAAAUGGACUCAAUUGUAAGUUCUUUGAUGACCCUGGGGCCAGUGCUAUUGUACCUAGCUUUGUGUGUUAAAGGUUUGCUUUUUAGACUACGAAGGUGGUGGAGCACAUUUCGUACUGGACCAUGAUAAUUUUUACGUUUUUGUCGUGGUAAUAUAAUUACUGUAAAGAUUAUCUUUUUGUGAGGUUCUGUUUUUGUGAUAUUUUCGUAACUGUGAUUUUUGCAUGAAAAUUAACCCCACAAAAUAUGAAUUACAUGUAAUUGUCAUUUCGUAAAGCUUCAUGUUGAAGUUUUCCUCAUUAAUUUUGCCUCAUAAACUGACACUCUAGAGAAUGUUUGUAGUCGUUGACACUUCUAUGUGUACAAUUUAUAAAAGCAUAUUGUACACACAUCACCAAAUAAAUUAUCAGUUUCUUCAUUUAACAUUUGACAAAUGACAUAACAUAAAAUGUUUCCGUGAUGAAAACCAUUGUUAUUUCCUUAAAAGUUUAACUAUCUUGAAAUAAUUUUCAAACAAAACCUGGUUAUUAUUUAGAGGCUGAUAUCAUUCAUCAGUAGUAGGAAAAGGCUACAUGUAUUGAUUUAGUUUUUAUGAAUCAUUAAUUUUCCCAAAACGUUGACAUCAAAUGUUUUUGUCCACCUUAUUUUCAUUUCGUGCAAGUGAUCUUUUGAUGAGCAUCUUUUGCAGGGUUCUCCUAAGGACAGGAAGAGAAAAAAACAGUCAGAUCAGAAUUUGCUGAAGACACAGAGAAGAUUAUCUGAAUGACCUUUGUAUAGUCACCAUAUGUAAAUCUGAACAUAGCACUGAUGUUUAUAAAAAAUCAACCAGCUUUAUAAGUGUGUUACUAUACACUGACAUGCUUUAUAAGUGUGUCACUAUACACUGACAUGCUUUAUAAGUGUGUCACUAUAUGCUGACAAGCUAUAUAAGUGUGUCACUAUACACUGACAUGCUUUAUAAGUGUGUCACUAUACACUGACACGCUUUAUAAGUGUGUCACUAUACACUGACAAGCUUUAUAAGUGUGUCACUAUACAGUGACAUGCUUUAUAAGUGUGUCACUAUACACUGACAAGCUUUAUAAGAGUGUCACUAUACACUCACAAGCUAUAUAAGUGUGUCACUAUACACUGACAUGCUAUAUAAGUGUGUCACUAUACACUGACAAGCUUUAUAAGCGUGUCACUAUACACUGACAUGCUUUAUAAGUGUCUCACUAUACACUGACAAGCUUUAUAAGUGUGUCACUAUACAGUGACAUGCUUUAUAAGUGUGUCACUAUACACUGACACGCUUUAUAAGUGUGUCACUAUACACUGACAAGCUUUAUAAGCGUGUCACUAUACACUGACAUGCUUUAUAAGUGUUUCACUAUACACUGACAAGCUAUAUAAGUGUGUCACUAUACACUGACAUGCUAUAUAAGUGUGUCACUAUACACUGACAUGCUAUAUAACUGUGUCACUAUACACUGACAUGCUUUAUAAGUGUCUCACUAUACACUGACAAGCUUUAUAAGUGUGUCACUAUACACUGACAAGCUUUAUAAGCGUGUCACUAUACACUGACAUGCUUUAUAAGUGUCUCACUAUACACUGACAAGCUUUAUAAGUGUGUCACUAUACACUGACAAACUAUAUAAGUGUGUCACUAUACACUGACAAGCUGUAUAAGUGUGUCACUAUUCACUGACAAGCUAUAUAAGUGUGUCACUAUACACUGACAAGCUAUUUAUGAUUGUCAAUAUAUACUGACAAGUUAUAUAAAUGAUGUCACUUUAUACAGAGCUGUGUUCUAUUUUGUGCUAUUAUUAUGUUGCUUAAAAGGAUAUGAAUGGUGUACACAGAAUGCAAUCGAUUAACUAAGUAAUGUGAACAAACUUUCCUUUCUUUAAGUUGGUUACUUACCUAUCAAACAACCAUGGCAAUAUAUUUUGAUCACAAAACCCUUCACUUCAAAUGUACGAAAUCAUUUUGCAAUUCCUGUUAAAUGUCCAGGAUGUGAUUAUCUCCCUUGGAAUCGUAUGAUGCUUCCUAUUUACAACUGUAGGUAAAUGGCAAGAUCUUAAUGAAUGUGAGCUUUUAUUAUUUUUAAAGUUCAUGAUUGCUUAAAAUUUGGUUGAAAGGUUAUGGUUGAUCUCUGUUUGUAUGUGUUAUUUUUAAACCGCUCUCGGCAGGAGCCGGGCGGCUUAUUGAUAUUUUUCUGAUUUUUUUUGUCAUAACUUUUCAAUGAAUACUUUGUUGAACACUUUUCUCUGUACAAUAUGAAGUGUUACUUGACUGUUAUGCUGGUUCAUCAUAGUUUGUAGAUAAGUGAGAUAAUCCUAUUCAUAUUUUUACAAUGCAUUACAAGGGUUGAAUGUUUUGAUGGGACUUUAGAAGAACCUUGUGAAGUCUUUUUACAGGUUUGACCUGCCAAAAUUGUACAUAACCUAUGAUUUAGCUUGUUAUAUGCAAAGCAUUAUUUAUGUGAAUAUGUUGAGAUUUUUACCUGCUCUGCUAGAAACAUAUGUACAGUGUAUAGAAAUAAUCAUAAAAAGGUCAUAAAUGAGUUUUGCAUAAGAUAUACCAGUGUUAAUGAUACAGACCUUUGUUCUAAUUACAUAUCGAGAUGAUUUCACUCUAUUUUCUAUGUAUAGAUGUUUGUAAAUCUUACUAGGUUGUAAACCUUUUUUUAUUAAUUUUUGCCCUGAGAGCUUACUGAUGUGCUGAUUAUUUUAAUUGUGAUAGCUUUAACAUCAUUGAAUCUCAUGCAUCAUUGCAUGUAAGGUAACAUGUACCAGCAACCUGAACUAUCUUAUUACCAUUGUCACUGUUGUGAAAAAUUGUUUCAAGUCCAAUUUGAAAAAGAGUAUUCCGUAAAAAUCACAGGUUGCAAAACAUUUCACAGAAUUAUGGUUGUACAUAAUUUGAAUGUUUGAGAGCGGAAAUAAAAAGGAAACAAAUAGAAACUGUAAGGGUUAACUCUAAACCUUUAAAAUGAAAAACCCUGGGCAUAACCAAUGCUGUCGCCCAGGAAUUAUAAAUGUAGGUCAUCAAAAAGAGUAAAGCCAAAACAAUUUCUUUUGGCUGCUUCAUCUUCCAUAUAAAAGGGAGAAUACUCCACGUAAAAAAUAAUUUAGUUGAACUCUUGGCAAUAAUACCUGUUGCAGUGGUACUCUUUACCUUAAAUGGACUUGUUCUGUAACUUAUACAAUCUAGGACUGAGUAAGUGACUCAUCUUUUGAAUGAGAGUGUGGAUAGGUGCUAAUAUUGUUGUAUAUUUAUUAUUUUUAUUUUGCACUGUUGUGGGUCCAUUUACUAUGCGAUCAUUUGAUCUCAAAUCUAACUCCCCAACACAGGAUAAAAUUUGAAAAUAAGUUUGUAUCAACUUAAGCUAAUAAGUUAAACUUAAUGGUCUCACUAGCAUCCUAGUCAAUAUUGUCAUCUUGUGUAUCUAAAAUAAAAAUAAAACAAACCUGGAAAUCUAAAAUACAUUCAUCCAUGUAAUACUUUUUUGGUGUAGGGAAUAAUUGUAUAUCAGUUAAAAAUAGUCUAUAUACACAAUCUAUAUACACAACAAAGCAAAGAUUCUGCUUGUUCAAUUAAACUAGUGAUAUGAUUAAAGUUUAAUAACAAAGUUUAUUUUGUUCCAAUCAUCUUACCAUCAUUAAACGCAUAAUUGAUCUUAAAUUUGGAAUAUCAAGCAUUAAUAACAGCAAUGAAAGCAUCGCGCUUGCUAUAUAUAUUGCACAUGAUUCAUUUUAAAGGUCACAAAUAAUCACUUCUUUUGCCUGAUAUUUUUAAUUAUUUGCUCAAAAUUCCAUUAUAUUUUGUUAUGCUCCCUUUAUAUCACCUUUAUACAUAUGAACACCUUUUAUAAUCACUUUAGCACGAGGGAUGGGCUCUGUUUUUCUUCAAGUUUAUAAUCCUUUCACAAAUAUGCUUAUUCCACCAUAAACCAUAUGAAGAUAAUUAAAAUCUUUUAUCAGGAUGAUGAAAUGCUACAUCAUAAUAAAAAAUAAAUGUUUCAAUAACAAGUAUUUAUAGCUUUAAUAUCUAGCAUGUGAUUUUUCAUUAUACUUGAAUAAUUUUCCCCCAUGACACAUUUUUUUUGUUAUAGUUUCCUUAUCACGAAACACAUUCCAGUAGUUUCAGACUCUGUGUCCUAAUAUGGUCAUACCUUAUCACCAGUAAUUACUUGUGAUGACUCCGUGUCCUAAUACAGUCAUACCUUAUCACCAGUAACUACUUGUGAUAACUCUGUGUCCCAAUACGGUCAUACCUUAUCACCAGUCACUACUUGUGAUGACUUUGUGUCCUAAUACGGUCAUACCUUAUCACCAGUAACUACUUGUGAUGACUCCGUGUCCUAAUAGUCAUACCUUAUCACCAGUCACUACUUGUGAUAACUCUGUGUCCUAAUACGGUCAUACCUUAUCACCAGUAACUACUUGUAUUUUCAUCACUAACUGAAUCUCAGGACAUGAUUUUGUUGUCAUGCUUUUGAUGACAUUCUGUUUAAAAAAAAAAUGGAAAUUUAAAUAUCUGUGUUAUGCUUUUGGUGGUGUAAUAGAAGUGUCUGUUGUUUUUCCUUUAUGCUGAUAUUUGCCGAUCAAUGUUGAUGUUCUGUUCCUGUGAAGCUUGUUUGUUACUAAACCAUAAUGUUUUCUUUUAUAGAAAUGGAAUAAUCUCCAUGCUCUAACAUUGUUAAUAUGAAGAAAGCAGAAAACGUGUCACCAGAGGUACAGUUUGAUAUUAUAUUGACUGGAAGUUAAUCCUGCUUAGAAAGGUCAGGCAAGCAUGAGUGGUGUAAUGGGAUUGAGAUGGAAGCAGGAAUGUGAUUUACGAGAGUGUUCGUUGUGUUACACUGUGCCUGUCUUAGUCCAUGCUAAUUACUGGUAGAGAGAGAAAUAUGUUGUCUAUUUCAGUUGACACACCAGGGUUUUACCUGUACCACCUAAGGGUUGGUUGUUACCUGUGUUACUAGCUGGUGAUGCUGAUUAGAGUUAUAAUUUAUGAAAACUUUGUAGUAACAAUGACAGUAGAUUGUUAGUAUGUGAGUCAACUGAUACAAGUCUAGCUCAUGGAGUGCUAAUGUAUGGUGUAAUGGCAAUCUAUACCAUUACCAAGGCUACACUGAAACCUAUUAUCAGCUAUCUUCCUCUUGUCUGACAAAGUUGUGGGAUAUUUUGCAAAUAAAUUGGAAAACAUUAUUUCAAGUUAUAGAACCAGGUGUUGUGUAAACAAAUAGCAUUGGUGAAGAACUUUUGAAGUUUGUUGCCGAUAUAAAGAUGAGCUGAGAUAGUUUAUUUUUUGUAUGGGAUGUUGCAUAAUGAAAAAGAAAAUUGGUCUUUCAUUGCCAUUAUUAGCCAUUGCUGUGUCUUCCAUCUUGCAUAUUAAGUAAAAGGAAUGAUGCAUAGCGUAGUUUGUAGUGAACUGUUCCUACAGGUUAGACAGUCACCUUCACACUUAUCUGUAAUCUUGUAACAAGAGUAACUUCCCUUUGAACUGUUUCCAUACAAAUGUUGUCGUUGCUGUCAAUGUUUUUUGGUCCCUAUUUGUCUUUCCAUGUUGAAAAUUAUGUAUUGAUUUUGAGAAAUAAUUAGCUAAUCAGAAAUUUUUAUUCAUCAUUCAAUUAGGUAUUGAUGAUAAUUACAGGUGUUGACCUUUGAGCUAUAUUCAGUGAACGUUGUUAUUGGCCUUGAUUAAAAUCAUUAUUAAUUGUUGAAGUUUUACAAAAUUUAAUUGAAAUGCUGUUAGUGUAUUUAUUUGGGCGCUAUUGAUAUUUUUACAGCUUCCUUUGACAAUUGUACAGAGAUACUUUUUCGUAAUACCAUUCAAUAGGAAAGUGUUGAAGGCCCUUAAAUAUCAAUGCCUUGAUAUAAAUACGCCUACCGUACCUGUUUUAUACAGGAAAAGUAGUUAACCUAUGUUAGUAUACUUGUAACUUGUUAUAGAACUGAACCAUUGUUAUAACAUAGUCAAUUGUUAUACUCUCACAUUAAAUAGUCACUGGAGUCCAAAGGAGUUCAGAAAGAAUAAUAUUCCAAAAUAUGUAGACACUCACUAUUCAUGAAUAUACUGUAUUUUUGUGUACUCAUACUCGGAUUUUUACAGGGUAGUUUCCGGUGGUAUAUCCGAGGCCAGCAUACAUAACACACACACAGGAUAAUUGAAAAUCAGCUGAGCAGGUUUUAUUUUGAACGUCAGUUUUGUAAUAUUGCUUACAAUAGCUUAAGGUAGCCAGAAUAUAGACAUCCGUGAUCUUAGUAAAAACCAUUCUACAUAUCAUUUGAUGGUUUUAUAACUACAUUCUAGUUACAGCUAAUUAAUAUAUAAUUGAUAUUUCAAUAGUAAACAUUGGAUUUAGAGCUUGUUCAAUUGCAAUAUUUGUCAUAACAAAUUUGGUUUGAAUGGAUUGUUUUACAAGAUUUUUCUGAAAGGUAUGUUUGCUACAAGAUGAGAAGAAUGUUUGCCACACAUUACAUUAAAAACAAUGCACUCAGAUUAAUGUAAUUUUGUUGUGAGCAAGCCAUGUUAGCAUAACCUUUGACCUGUGUUGUGACUUAAAGUUGACCUUUAAACUUUGUGAUAUGUACAUAUUGGAGGACUUGUAUGAUCAAGUGCCUGUUUUAAUGACCUAGUGUUAAAGAAGGCUAUGUAACAACCACUAUUGUAACCCCACUCACUAGUGUAACCGGGUACGGAAGGCUAUGUAACAACCACUAGUGUAACCAGGUACAGAAGGCUAUGUUACAACCACUAGUGUAAUCCCACUCACUAGUGUAACCGGGUACAGAAGGCUAUGUAACAACCACUAUUGUAACCCCGCUCACUAGUGUAACCGGGUACAGAAGGCUAUGUAACAACCACUAUUGUAACCCCGCUCACUAGUGUAACCGGGUACAGAAGGCUAUGUAACAACCACUAUUGUAACCCCACUCACUAGUGUAACCGGGUAUACACUAAUUGGUAGUUCUGCAAAUUACAAUGGUCAGAAUCAACAAUGCUAACCAGGUUACACCAGAUGUCCAGGUUACAGCAGUGGUUGUAACAAGGCUAGUUACGAGUGUCAGCAAAUCUCUAAAGAGACCUGAAAGUACCUGUUGUGAUAACAUUUUUAACUUGUAUAUAAAACUUAUGAUUAUACAUUCACCCAAACUGAGAACAGGGAUCACAUAACCUAGUGUAAUUCAAUAACCAUUAAACUUGAUACUUUGAUUUUUAUGUAAAACCUAAUUGUUGAGAACUGAACUACUGUGUUACACCGUGUAAUGGUUGCCUAAAGCACUAUUUCCUGCUAUGAUAAUUUCCUGGUAAUGGGUGUUGAUGAAAGACACACACUAUAACUAGCACCAUGCUUUUCAGCGAUAUUUACCCUAUUACAAAUUUUCAAAUGUAUUGUACGGGUGCUUGAGGUAUUCAUUUCUAUAAACAUUAGUGAAAUAAAUGCAACAAUCUUGUUUUAAA
Molecule: messenger RNA, 9157 nt
Organism: Mizuhopecten yessoensis (Yesso scallop)
Lineage: Eukaryota; Metazoa; Mollusca; Bivalvia; Pectinida; Pectinidae
Product: receptor expression-enhancing protein 1-like
Exons: 10
Coding region: 107-940 (277 amino acids)
Biological process (GO): endoplasmic reticulum tubular network organization
Cellular component (GO): endoplasmic reticulum membrane; cytoplasmic microtubule; endoplasmic reticulum tubular network
Molecular function (GO): microtubule binding
Source: RefSeq, a predicted model, not a curated record